This is a messenger RNA of Balearica regulorum gibbericeps (East African grey crowned-crane), 480 nucleotides long. The record is from RefSeq and is a predicted model, not a curated record. NCBI's taxonomy places the organism in Eukaryota, Metazoa, Chordata, Aves, Gruiformes, Gruidae.
AUGGACAUCAGCUUAACUGAUUGUCAGAUUUGGCCAGACCGUUAUAGUGGUGUUAGCGGCGAUAACCUGCUACGAAGAGCUGCAUGCCAAGAAGCCCAGGCUUUUGGCAACCAGCUUAUCCCUUCCAGUAUGCCGUUGAAGAAAGCAACAGUGUUCCUCAACCCAGCAGCUUGCAAAGGCAAAGCCAGGAACCUUUUUGAAAAGAAUGCUGCUCCAAUUUUGCACUUAUCUGGCUUGGAUGUAACUGUGGUUAAGACUGAUUAUGAAGGCCAAGCAAAAAAGCUGCUGGAAUUGAUGGAAACUACAGAUCUGAUCAUUAUUGCAGGAGGAGAUGGCACAGUACAAGAGGUCAUAACUGGACUUCUCCGCAGAGCAGAUGAGGCUGUCUUCAGUAAGAUUCCUAUAGGAUUCAUACCUCUUGGAAAGACCUGCACUCUGAGCCACACACUCUACCCUGAGAGCACGAACCAAGUCCAGUAA